AAGGAUAUACAUGUACAGAUGGCUCUUCCACACACACCACCGAAACCAUAUACAUGGCUCUGGCCACCUGCCUCACCUCUAUCCUCCUCCAGGAUGACCACGAUCACCACCUCCGGUACUCCCACCCUGACCACCAUCACCUCUACCAUAGUGGCCCCGUAACCACCUCCACCACCUCCCUGACCUCCCGUCACCACCGUUGUACCCUCCUCCACCACCACCACUUCCCUGACCCCGUCGUCACCUCCAUCAUCUCCGUCAUCACCACCUUCGUCCUCACCGCUACCCUCAUCCUCUCCGCCUCUGCCUCCACGUCGGCCUCUACCUCACCACCACCUCUAGCUCCUCUACGGCCGCGACCCCUCCCCCCUCGCCGUCCAACCAUUCCCAACCCUUCCCACCAAACCCCAUUUCCGAUUCCCGUCCUCAAAAAAGAAUCAAAAGACCCUGUGGUUCAGUUUCUGGAAGGAGAACUUCUCAUAGUGUGUUUGUAUUCCAAUCCAGGUGGACGCUUUGCCUCAAGGGAAAAAAUGAGCCUUCUAAAGAACUGCCGAAGUUUUCUGUCAAACUUUUUCUUCAUUCCAGUGGCCAUGUUGCAGCGAAAUUCCAAUAUGACCAGGUUAUGGAUGUUCCCGCUUUCUUCCUUGUCCGAAGCAGAGAAGGUUCUAGGAGAAAUAUCUAAUUAUAAAGUUCAGGCAGGUUGCAAGUUUCUUAUAUUUGCGCACCAUCAGCCAAUGAUAGAUGCGAUACAUGAGUGCCUUCUUAAGAAAAAAGUGGGUUGCAUUUGGAUUGAUGGAGGUACACCCGCUGCAUCAGGGCAACAAUUGGUUACAGAUUUCCAGGAAAAGGAUUAUAUCAAGGCAGCUGUACUAUCCAUUAAAGCGGGAGGAGUUGGAUUAACUUUAACUGCUGCAAGCACAGUUAUCUUUACAGAACAAUCCUGGACUCCAGGUGACCUAAUUCAGGCCAAAGAUCGUGCAUAUAGAAUUGGGAUGUGGUGCAAUUCAAACCGGAUAAUUUGGGGGCAGGUGUUAGAUGGCCAUGAGAACACCUUAGCUGUGUCAAAUAAUCAUCCAUUGAGUAGCCCUGCAAAGCAUACUACUAUUGGGCAUAGGCCUUCAAAGCAGAGAACUCUUGACCAGUUUGUCAGAAGAUGUGAUAACGUGGAUAGGUCGGAAGUCGGAACAUCAGCCUGACCGGAAACGGCCCUCUCGGUCAUGACUUGCGAGAUAUGCAAAAUGGAUUUCCAUUUUCACAGAUACAUGGCCAGUGGCAAGUGAAUAGGAACUUAAAUGUUGAUGUCUACAUGCAGAAGUUUCCAUGUAGUAUUAACCAGAUGUGCUUACAUGCGGAAUUCACCUGUGAUGACACAAAUGCCUUUUUGAAGCUGAAAUCCAUUGUACAACAAAUAAUAGAUUGAGUAGAACUGGCUACACUAAACUAUGUUGCUUGUAUUGGAGAUAAUGGUUUGGUUAUGUGAAAUAUGUAUUGGAAGAAAAUGUUGAUAAAGUCACCCAUUAGAUUUUAGGUUUCCACUUCUUGUUUUUAACUUUUUGCUCCCCUAUGUUUUGUUUUAGUUUGGGGCUCUGUACAGAGCAUGACAUUAUCAUAUAUGAACGAGAUAAAUUUCUUUACUCCA
Arachis duranensis is the source of this 1639-nucleotide messenger RNA. Its product is annotated as chromatin-remodeling ATPase INO80. Gene Ontology annotation, biological process: replication fork processing; DNA repair. The record is from RefSeq and is a predicted model, not a curated record. Gene Ontology annotation, cellular component: nuclear replication fork. The transcript is spliced from 9 exons. NCBI's taxonomy places the organism in Eukaryota, Viridiplantae, Streptophyta, Magnoliopsida, Fabales, Fabaceae. The coding region runs from base 54 to 1196 and encodes 380 amino acids.